AGCGAGAGAGGAGAGAAGGAGAGAAGGAAAAAAAGAGAAGAGGAGAGAAACGCCAUCCUUCCAGCAUCCUUCAGGAGGAGCCUCCGCGGCUGUGGAUGGGCAGGCAAAAGGAGCGUUUGGAGAGGAGGUGAGGAGGAGGAGGAGGAGGAGCAGGAAGAAAGGAAGGGAGGAAGGAAGAGGGGCGAACGCUGUGGAUGCGAGCAGGAAAAACGCGCGCGCUGUGGGAGUUACACAACCUGCGAUAAUAGCAUCCUUUGCACGCGCCGCAUCAGCACCGAGGUUUGUGGUCACCGCAGAUUGGCUGGACCGGACCGGGCCGGACUGGACCGUACCGGACUGGACCCUGCGUGUUCCAUCCUUUUCUCCGUGGCAGAAUUAAGGAUUAUUUUGUCUUUAUAACAGAGAGAGACCCGGACUGCCUCGGCCUGAGUGCUGGUCCCCAUCCCCCUCAGCCCCCUCUCCAUCCCCCCGAUCCUCGCAGGAUAGUAGGAUAAGCUCGUGCUGGUGCUCUCGGGCUCUCUGAAGGCUAAAGAUGUCCGGACAAACCCUGACUGACCGCAUCGCUGCGGCUCAGUACAGCCUGACCGGCUCUGAGGUGGCCAGGGCCGUGUGCAAGGCCACCACCCACGAGGUGAUGGGACCGAAGAAAAAGCACCUGGAAUAUCUGAUCCAGGCUACACAGGAGUCCAACGUGAACAUCCCUCAGAUGGCCGACACACUGUUCGAGAGGGCAGGGAACGCCAGCUGGGUCGUCGUCUUCAAGGCACUGGUCACCACACACCACCUCAUGGUCCAUGGCAACGAGAGAUUCAUCCAGUUCCUCGCCUCCAGGAACACACUCUUCAAUCUCAGUAAUUUUUUGGACAAGACCGGCUCCCGUGGCUACGACAUGUCCACCUUCAUUAGGCGCUACAGCAGAUAUCUUAACGAGAAAGCCUUCGCAUACAGACAGAUGGCUUUUGACUUCGGCCGAGUGAAGAAGGGGGCCGACGGUGUAAUGAGAACGAUGUCUACAGAUAAGCUGUUGAAGGGCAUGCCCACCCUGCAGAGUCAGAUCGACGCCCUGCUGGAGUUUGACGUCCAUCCAAACGACCUCGUCAAUGGGGUGAUCAACGCUGCUUUUCUGCUGCUCUUCAAGGACCUGAUCAAGUUAUAUGCCUGCUACAACGACGGAAUCAUUAACCUCCUGGAGAAAUUUUUCCAGAUGAAGAAAGGACAGUGCAGAGAUGCUUUGGAAAUCUACAAACGAUUCCUGACGCGAAUGACGCGGGUUUCAGAGUUCCUCAAAAUUGCAGAGCAAGUCGGAAUUGAUAAGAACGAUAUCCCGGAACUCACUCAGGCCCCUGAGAGUCUGCUGGAGUCUCUGGAGACACAUCUGAACACCCUUGAGGGAAAAAGGGGUGAUGAGUCGCCAACUAAGAAAAUGUCAGCAGCCAGUAACGGGACGCCUGCUGGGACUCCAGUGAAGACAGCAGAGGCCGUUCCUGCACCGGUCAGCGCAGCAGCUGCUGCCCCUCAGCCGCCUGCUGCCGAGCCGAAAGCAGCAGCAUUGAACAGUGGAUUUAAUGAUCUGGUGGAUUUUGAUUUGCUGGCUCCCAGUGCAGGUGCCUCCGCAGCUCCCACAGCAUCAUGGGGAGAUCUUCUGGGUGAGGACUCUCUCUCAGCUCCUGCUGCAGCUCUGCUGUCUGACUCUGACUCCGCUGCUGCUGCUCCGGCUGAUUCUGCUGAAACAGGCGCCGUGACUGCAGCUGAACCUGCAGCUAACGCUAGCGCUGCUGCCCCAGCAGCCCCAGCCUCGCUUCCUACACCUGCCCCAACCACAUCCAUCUCAGACAUGGACCUAUUCGGAGAUGCGUUUGCCCCCUCCCCGGGCGAUGGGCCAGUUGAGGGCGGGGCUCCAGCAGUCGCUGCUGAUGCAUGUGCCGGAUCUGACCCCUGGGCUCCCUCAGAGGGGAGUGUGGAAGUUGCCCCAGAGCUGGACCUUUUUGCCAUGAAGCCAGCAGAGGGCAACACUGUGGCAGAAAGCCCAACUAACGGAGAGCCGAGCAUCGUCCCCAGUGACCCUGCCGCUGCCCCCAGCGCUGCUGCCCCCGCUGAACCCGCCACCCCCACCACCACCACAGCCACAGAGUCAGCGGCCGCUCCGCCACUAGACAUCUUUGGUGAUAUGUUUGAUUCUGUGCCUGAGCAAAGCGUCUCCACAGAGUCCAAAGCUGCCGUUACACCCACUGCUAACGUAGACCUGUUCGGUGCAGAUCUUCCCGCUGUCUCUCGAGGGCCGUCGCCCCUGCCUGAGGCCACAGUCACCGCUGACCUUCUUUCAGACUCCUUCAUUGCUCCAGCUCCGCCUUUGGCUGCUGCUCCUGCUCCAACUCCGGUUUCUCCUCCCAAACCCGAGGCUCCUGUUCUGGACCUACUGGACACUUUCGGGGAGGCUGCAGCAGAGCCUCAGAGCUCAGCAGCUGCUGGAGAUCUGCUCGGAGGUCUGAUUUCUCCGGUGGCCCCUACGGUCCCCCCGGUGGCCUCUGCAGGGGCGGUGCCGUCCGGAGCCCAGGCUGACCUGCUGGAGUCCACCUUUGACGCUUUCGCCUCCAGCCCUGCUGCCUCCACAGCGGUGGACAGUGCGGCGGCUUCCACAGCACCCUCUGGAGGAUUUGACCCGUCAGUGUUCGAUGGGUUAGGUGACCUCCUCAUGCCCACAAUAACACCCCAGAGUACCGGAGGGACCCCCAUGGCUGCAACAGGUGUUCCAGUGGCUCCAGCAGUAGCGCCAGCUGCAAUGCCAACCAUGAUGCCCACCAUGAUGCCCGCCAUGGUGCCCACUGUAGCCCCGCCGCCAAAAGCCAUCAGUGACGACCUCGAUUCAUCACUUGCAAACCUUGUUGGAAACCUGGGGAUGGGAAACCAGAAAAAAGAUGAGAAGAAGCUGACCGGCGGCGCGAACUGGACUCCACAGGUUGCGCCCACCAGCUGGGGCACACCUGCAGCACAGAUGCCUGGUGCUGUACCUGGAGCUGCCGCUGGAGCGCCCCCUGCUGGAGCCAUGCCAUCUGCCAUUGGGACACAGCCUGGCUUCGGCCUGCCCCCAGCUGCUGGUGCUGCAGGCCCCAUGAUGCCCCAGCCAAUGAUGAUGGGUCAGCCUAUGAUGAGGCCGCCUUUUGCAGGAGCGCCUGGAGCACCUGGAGCCCCACUGUCUCCAGCAGCGCAGAGCCCUAAGAAGCCUCCCACUAAAGACCCUCUGGCUGACCUCAACAUUAAGGACUUCUUGUAAUCUCCCAGUAUUUUGUUGCUGGGUUCCGGUGAGAGUGGCGCAUCCGCUGACCGUUUACACACCUUCAGUUAGCCACAACCUGAAAACACACGCACCCCCCCCCCCCCCCCCCCUCCCCGCUCCGUGUAAUGUCGUAGCACAAACUGUGAAGUGAAACUUAGAGAAAAAAUGUCAAAGAAAAAAAGAACAGUGAAGGUUUGCUUAUGUCAUCGUAAUCGAAUCAUUUGUUUUAACGGAAAAUAAAAACAUUCAAACUUAAAAUCGACGAUUUAAAAAAUGACGUAUGUAUGUAUGUAGAGUUUUUCCAGUGUUGGCGUCUGAGUGUGAACGGCGUGUGUGUGGGUGUGUUGAUGAUCUCCUGUUCUGCCCCGGCUGUUUCCUGUGGGGGUCACAGGGUCCCACUUUCUGUUCUAUGUCCAUUUCGGAGCAGCGUGUAACGUGUCCUCUGCGGAAGAUAAUUAUGUAUAUAUUCGGAAAAAUUAAAGAAAAAAAAUGCUCUGCUCUGUAUCUGUGGAUGAGCUUAUUGACGUGAAUCUGAUUAUGAAAUUAUGACGUAGUCAUCUCCCAUCACUGGUUAUAUUCAUAUUUGUUUCUGAAAAUAACUUGCAUCCAGUAUACAUACACAGUAUAUGUAUAAACGAGUAUCAUAUCUGGGCUUUUAAAUUCUAUAUAAACCCUCAAACAUGUGUUUGUUCUGGAUGGUUAAUCGUGGUUCUCCCUCACGUUCUGCCUUUUUAAUGGAAACGUGUAGAUGAAGAACGUCUGUCAGCUCAAUGUUAAAGGACCAGGUUGAGUAAACCUGAAAACAGUGGAAGAGCCACUCAUCGGUUUAAAAAUGCUAACAGAUGGCUACUACUUAGCAUUUCUAGCUGAAUUGUUCCGUCGAGUCCUAAAAUAUUUCAUCUGCAUUUUUAUUUUGAGAACAUUUGGUUUUUGUUUUGUUUUUUUAAUUUUGAUUCCAUGUUGAAUUUAAGUGAGUGGAACCCACAGCAAGUCAUUUUCAGAACCCACGAAUGAAAGAACUGCAUUUACAUUUGUUUUGAUUGUCAUGAUUGCUUGUGCUGUUUAAAUACUAAACAUAAGCUGGUCGGUGUUAUUUUUGUAUAAAUGUAGACAGAAAUGUUUAGUCCAGUCCCCCUUUGACCACAACACUGAUCCAAAAUCUGAUUUGUUAUGUGUGAUAUUGAAAUAAAGUUUCAUUUAUGCUGGAAAAUGAUGCAGCAGACACACAACGGAAAACGUGUGUUUUACCUGUAGGUGACUAAAGCCCUCUUGGAGCUGGAUUAGUUUUCCCCGAGGAGGUGGUGCAAUUUCCCAAAAUUUGAUUUAUACAGUAUCUAUGUACGUUAAUGUUUAUCUCAAAAUUACAGCAUAGAAAGCCCUCAAUAACAAUAACAGCACAACAGGAUUGGAUUGGACAACUGGAUUAAAAUCACUCCACAAUUAUUACAGUCAGACUAUAAAACUACACACUGCAGAUUCAUACUGGAUUAAAAUCACUCCACAAUUAUUACAGUCAGACUAUAAAACUA
Pygocentrus nattereri (red-bellied piranha) is the source of this 4803-nucleotide messenger RNA. RefSeq names its product synaptosome associated protein 91a (gene snap91a). Bases 533 to 3271 code for a protein of 912 amino acids. Gene Ontology annotation, molecular function: 1-phosphatidylinositol binding; phosphatidylinositol-4,5-bisphosphate binding; SNARE binding. Gene Ontology annotation, cellular component: extrinsic component of presynaptic endocytic zone membrane; clathrin-coated vesicle; clathrin-coated pit. Lineage: Eukaryota; Metazoa; Chordata; Actinopteri; Characiformes; Serrasalmidae. The transcript is spliced from 29 exons. The record is from RefSeq and is a predicted model, not a curated record. Gene Ontology annotation, biological process: synaptic vesicle budding from presynaptic endocytic zone membrane; clathrin coat assembly; clathrin-dependent endocytosis.